Messenger RNA from Malurus melanocephalus (red-backed fairy wren), 1412 nucleotides. RefSeq names its product beta-1,3-galactosyl-O-glycosyl-glycoprotein beta-1,6-N-acetylglucosaminyltransferase 3-like. Gene Ontology annotation, cellular component: membrane. Bases 1 to 1293 code for a protein of 430 amino acids. Lineage: Eukaryota; Metazoa; Chordata; Aves; Passeriformes; Maluridae. The record is from RefSeq and is a predicted model, not a curated record. The transcript has a single exon. Gene Ontology annotation, molecular function: acetylglucosaminyltransferase activity.
AUGCGGUGCUGGGAGCGGAGCCCGCUGGCGCCGCGGCGGCGCUGGGUGCUGCUGCUGGGACCGCUGGCGCUGUUCGCCGCCGCCCUGGCGCUGCGGGGCACAGCCCGCCCCGGCCCCGCCGACCACCCCCGCUGCCGCCAGAGCCUCUGCCGGGCGCUGGAGCUCUCCCCCGGCCGCAGCAUCAACUGCUCGGGGGUCGUCCGCGGGGACCGCACAGCCAUCGAGAAGGCGCAGCUCAGCAAUCUGGAAGUGGCGAACAGCAGGGCUUCGCCGACGCCCGGCGAGUACCUGAACAUGACGAGGGACUGCACAGCCUUCAAGGAGACCCGGCGGUACAUCGAGUUCCCGCUCAGCCAGGAGGAGGAAGAGUUCCCCAUCGCCUACUCCAUAGUCAUUCACAAUAAAAUCCACAUGUUCGAGCGACUCCUGCGGUCCAUCUACGCACCCCAGAAUGUCUACUGYGUCCAUAUGGACAGCAAAUCUCCGGCUGCCUUCCAGGAGGCCGUGCGGGCCAUCGCUGCCUGCUUCCGCAACGUCUUCGUGGCCAGCCGCCUGGAAAGCGUGGUCUAUGCCUCCUGGUCCCGGCUGCAGGCCGACCUCAACUGCAUGCAGGACCUGCUGCAGAGUCCCGUGCCAUGGCGCUACCUCCUCAACACCUGCGGCACCGACUUCCCCAUCAAGACCAACGCCGAGAUAGUGCGGGCGCUGCAGGUGCUGCAGGGCCGGAACAGCCUGGAGUCCGAGAAGCCCUCRGCCGCCAAGCAGGGGCGCUGGCAGUACCACCACGAGGUGGGGAAGGCCAUCUCCCGCACUGCCCGGGAGAAACUGCCGCCACCCCUCAAGUCACCCAUGUUCACGGGCAAUGCAUACAUCGUGGUCACACGGGACUUCGUGCAGCACGUCUUCGAGAACCCCACGGCACAAAAGUUCCUCGAGUGGUCCAAGGACACCUACAGCCCUGACGAGCACGUCUGGGCCACCCUGAACCGCAUGCCGGGCGUGCCGGGGGCACUGCCCCACAACGACAAGUACCAGCUCUCGGACAUGAACGCCCUGCCCCGCCUGGUCAAGUGGCAGUACCUGGAGGGGGACAUCAGCAAGGGCGCGCCCUACCCGCCCUGCACCGGCCGCCACCAGCGCGCCGUCUGCAUCUAUGGGGCGGGCGACGUGCCCUGGAUGCUGCAGCAGCACCAUCUCUUGGCCAACAAGUUCGACCCCGACGUGGACGARGCGGCCAUCCUGUGUCUGGAGGAGCACCUGCGCCACAAGGCCCUCUACGGCCGGGGGCUCUGAGGGGACCGCGGAGACUCUCGCCAGCACCUGCGAGACAAGUGCAGCCGCCGGCGCCUCGGGGACAGUGAAGAGGGGAUCGAGACCGUGUCGUGAGGAGAGCCGGGCGCCGGGGACAGCGG